Molecule: messenger RNA, 1457 nt
Organism: Suncus etruscus (white-toothed pygmy shrew)
Lineage: Eukaryota; Metazoa; Chordata; Mammalia; Eulipotyphla; Soricidae
Gene: RRP8
Product: ribosomal RNA processing 8
Exons: 7
Coding region: 4-1374 (456 amino acids)
Biological process (GO): rDNA heterochromatin formation; regulation of transcription by glucose; cellular response to glucose starvation
Cellular component (GO): chromatin silencing complex; rDNA heterochromatin; nucleolus
Molecular function (GO): methyltransferase activity
Source: RefSeq, a predicted model, not a curated record
CGCAUGUUUGAGGAGCCGGAAUGGGCCGAGGAGGUCCCCGAAGCCGCGCGCCUCGGCUCCGUCGCCUCGCGGCCUCAGAUCGCGGCAGCGCGGCCCGUCAAGGGCGCCAGGCGACGGCAACUCUUGGCUACAUUACAGGCCCUAAAGGCAGCAUCUCUUCCCCAGCAGUCCCCCGGCCUAUCUUGCAGUGACUCUGAGGAAGAAGAGGAGGUAGGCAAGAAGAAACACCAUAAAAGCUCCCAGUGUGCCAGCCCUUCCACUGCAGUUGAGAGGAAGAAAAAAAAGAAACGUCAGAAACUGGGUCCACCUGACAGGGUCACUGAGGAAGAGGAAGGGGAAAGGAAGAGGUGUCGAAAAAGUGCUCUUAUCAGUGAUUCUGCUGAAGAGAAAAAAGAGAAGAGAUACAAGAAACAGCCCCUGUCAGAUUCAGUUCAGCCCCUGAAUAAUGUUAACCAAACAGGACCCAAAACUUUGAAGAAUAGUGCUACAAGUGACCCAUCCACAUCCAAACCAAAUUCUGAGACCACUUCCCCUGAUACGCCUCACACUUUGAGUAGAAAACAGUGGCGGAACCGACAGAAGAAUAAGCGGAGACAGAAAAACAAGUUUCGACUGCCACAGUCAACUGACCAGGCUUCAGCCACAGCUUCCGCAGAGCAGACAGAGGUCCCUCCUGUCCCCAGUUCAGAUAACCAUGAUGCUCGGGCAGGGGCUUUGCGAGCCCGCAUGACACAGCGGCUGGAUGGUGCCCGAUUUCGCUACCUCAAUGAACAGCUCUAUUCAACACCCAGUAGUGCUGCCCAAAGCCUCUUUCAGGAAGACCCUGAAGCUUUUCUUCUCUACCACCGAGGCUUUCAGAACCAAGUCAAGAAGUGGCCACUACAUCCUGUGGACCGCAUUGCUAGGGAUCUUCGCCAACGGCCUGCAUCCCUGGUGGUGGCUGACUUUGGCUGCGGAGACUGUCGUCUGGCUUCUAGUGUCCGGAAUCCUGUUCACUGUUUUGACUUGGCUGCUCUAGACCCCAGGGUUACUGUGUGUGACAUGGCUGAGGUGCCUCUGGAGGAUGAGUCUAUAGAUGUGGCUGUGUUCUGUCUUUCACUGAUGGGAACCAAUAUCAGGGAUUUCCUAGAGGAGGCAAAUCGAGUACUGAAGCUAGGGGGUCUCCUUAAAGUGGCUGAGGUCAGCAGCCGCUUUGAAGAUGUUCGAUCUUUUCUUGGGGCUGUAACCAAAUUGGGUUUCAAGAUCAUCUUCAAGGAUCUGACCAACAGUUACUUCUUCUUGUUUGAUUUUCAAAAGACUGGACCCCCUCGGGUAGGACCCAAGGCUCAACUCGCAGGCCUAAAGCUUCAGCCGUGUCUCUACAAGCGUAGGUGACCUCUAGAACCCCUGUGAAAGGGGAAGCACAUAUUGAACUUGAGUCUCAGAACAUUGAAAUCUAUCCAGGCAAGCGGAAGCAG